This is a messenger RNA of Cuscuta epithymum, 2242 nucleotides long. NCBI's taxonomy places the organism in Eukaryota, Viridiplantae, Streptophyta, Magnoliopsida, Solanales, Convolvulaceae. The record is from the annotation of a GenBank genome assembly.
UGCUUUGAUUUGAUCUGAUAUAUUUAAGUCUAGUAUAGUCUAAUUUGUUCCGGUCUGUUUUACAUCCUGACUGAGUCACCGUGACUUACAUCCUCCCAUGUGCUCUGUCGGGUCGGGGCGUGGGGCGCUUGGGGUUGGCGAUUCAACCUUUUGGAACUAGUAAAUCUGAAUGAAAGAGGAAUCCUUUGCCGAAGACUCCAUUACCAUUACAAGACUUUCCCAGAAGUUACUUGCAGAUAAAAGACUGCAACUUUAAUUAAACAAAGAAGAAAAGAGAGUGGCGUCCAACCAAUGCCACCUCCUCCUAAAUUUCUUCCCAAUUCCCCAUUGGCCCGGCCCCACCACGCAAUCAAUCUUCUUUAUAUCCCUCUCAUCCCCCCUCUACCCUUCUCAGAGGUAAGCUCUGUUACAGCACAAGCUUCCCUCCAUCCAUUAAUGGCGUUUCCGCCGGAGUCCAUUAAGAGCUCAAAGCUAGAGAGCUACAAUAGCUAUAUCAAGAGAACGAAUACCACCAAAUUUAUCGCCGCUUCUUCCAAAUUGCUCUUCCGAGCGACCCUUUUGGUGGCUUUGCUUCUCAUAUUCUUCUUCACCAUCAAUUACCCGCCGCUGCUGCCGAAUAGCUCCGGCAAUGGAGUCCAACGCGCUAUUCACACCACCGCGCAUAAUUUGCUGUCGUCGACGCUUUACGGCGGCGGCGGGGUCUCGUGGGAGAAGCAGGUCCGGCACUCGUCGACGCCGCGCCGGGCGCACGGGAUGUCGGUGCUGGUCACCGGCGCGGCGGGGUUCGUUGGGUCCCAUUGCUCCCUGGCUCUGAAGAAGCGCGGCGACGGGGUUCUGGGAUUGGACAAUUUUAACCCCUACUAUGACCCGAAUUUGAAACGCUCUCGCCAGAAGCUUCUGGAGAAGAACCAGAUCUUCAUCGUGGAAGGAGAUCUGAACGACGGCGUUUUACUCUCCAAGCUUUUUGACAUUGUUCCGUUCACCCACGUCCUCCACCUCGCCGCCCAGGCCGGCGUUCGUUACGCAAUGCAGAAUCCUCUGUCUUACGUCAGCUCCAACAUCGCCGGAUUCGUGAACCUUCUAGAAGUCGCGAAAGCCGCCGAUCCCCAGCCGGCGAUUGUCUGGGCUUCUUCUAGCUCAGUCUACGGGCUGAACACAAAAGUCCCAUUCUCGGAGAACGACCGGACAGAUCAGCCGGCGAGCCUCUACGCCGCCACCAAAAAAGCCGGCGAGGAAAUCGCUCACACUUACAACCACAUUUACGGGCUCUCGAUGACUGGGCUGAGAUUCUUCACAGUCUACGGGCCUUGGGGCCGGCCUGAUAUGGCCUACUUCUUCUUCACCAAGGAUAUGAUCCAAGGGAAGCCCAUUAACGUGUACAUGACCCAGGACCAGAAGGAGGUGGCGCGUGACUUCACGUACAUCGACGACAUCGUGAAGGGGUGCGUCGGGGCGCUGGACACGGCGGAGAAGAGCACCGGCAGCGGCGGAAAGAAGAAGGGGCCGGCGCAAUUGAGGGUUUACAACCUGGGGAACACGGCGCCGGUGUCGGUGAAGAAGCUCGUGUCAAUUCUCGAAUCCCUUUUGAACGUCAAAGCGAAGAAGAAUGUGGUCAAGAUGCCACGAAACGGCGACGUCCCGUUCACGCAUGCUAACGUGAGCCUCGCCUUCAAGGAUUUCGGGUAUAAACCGACCACGGAUCUCUCAUCCGGGUUGAGGAAGUUCGUCAAGUGGUACGUUAGUUAUUACGGGACGCAGCCGAGGGUAAAGAAGGAAAUUAACAACAGCCACUAGCAGUCCAAUGAUUAAGCUACGGGGCCCACACGAAAGCAGCGGUGCCUUUUUUGUUACGCCACAUAUUUAUUCUUUCCUGCUUAAAUAUAAUAAUUUCUAAAAAUUAAUUAAUGGUUAUGUAAUUUGAAUUUUAUAUACGCAUACGAUAGAAUUUUGUGUAUAGAAAAGAAAAAAGUUACAGAGGAAAGAAAUAUGGGAAGGAAGGUGGAGCAAAUGUAGAUUUGAAAAGUGGAAGGGUAAUAAUGUGAUAAAGCCUUAUAGAAGGGUAUACGGGUAAUUAAAUAUUACUCCGUUUGAUAAUAUGCGUGUAUUAUUCUGUAUCAAAAUGGUGCAGAUAAUCUGUCAUUAGUAAAAUGUCAACCUUUGUAAGUUUCUGGAACAGCUAUUAUUGUUAACAUUCUUCGUAUAAAUCGGAAUCAGUAAUGAUGCUUAUUAUUUGAUCACUUAA